Bombus pyrosoma is the source of this 1718-nucleotide messenger RNA. Its product is annotated as JNK1/MAPK8-associated membrane protein. The record is from RefSeq and is a predicted model, not a curated record. NCBI's taxonomy places the organism in Eukaryota, Metazoa, Arthropoda, Insecta, Hymenoptera, Apidae. Bases 699 to 1700 code for a protein of 333 amino acids. Gene Ontology annotation, cellular component: membrane. Gene Ontology annotation, molecular function: ubiquitin protein ligase binding. Gene Ontology annotation, biological process: response to unfolded protein. The transcript is spliced from 4 exons.
ACAGUCGUCGUAUCAUUAACAUUGUUUUAAACUUUCGAUUAAACGUUAUACGUAUUUUUAUUUAAUGUUCUUUUACUGCUGUUUAUCGUUAAUGUAGCAUAUCUUUUAGUCAAUUGCUUUCGUUUCUAUGAACUUGCCUUAAUAAAACCUGUUAAAGCUUAUAGCUUUAUACAUCUACAUUACGUAGUUGGUACUUUUAUAUAGGAAAAAUAAUAUAGAAGAUAAAAACUGAUAAAAGCUUACGAAUUUGCUCUUAAAAUUCUCUAAUAUACUGCAUUAUAUAUUGUACAAUGUUAAUAUCCAUAUAUAUAUACAUAUAUAUAUAACUUUUAUAGCUUUUAGAAUGCAUGCUUUCAUUUUCUGAAAUCAUUUUUCUGUGUUGACAUAAAAUCAUUUUUAUACUCUUUGUAACAUAUUCCUUGAUAUAUAUUGUAUCAGAUAUAUGUAUAGAUACACAUGAUAUUACCGAUCUACCGUCAAAUGACGUUCCAUACCUAAUGAUAGUUUACAAACUUUAUUAUUAAGAAGCGUCAUUACGUUAUAAAAACAAAGUGCUUCCAUAAACAGCGUAUUUGUUAUUCAGAAUAACAUAUUUCGAAAUCGAUAACAUAAUUACAAAAUUAUGUUAUUAUACCGCAUGGAUUGUAGUUCGAGUUCUUGAAAUCUAACCUUAAAAUGUUCAUAAAGCGUGUUUGUUGAUGUAUAUUUUGAAAUUUGAAAAAGGUGAUAAAUAUUAUAAAUAUUGCUUUCAUAUCUAUUUCUUCAUGUGCUCGAUACCAAAGGCAAAUGCUUUAAAUUCCUUUACUCGAUGUCCUGGAUUAUAUUGUGGAAGGGAAUUACUGCCUGAUGGCAACUGGAGUGACUGUGGUGCAUGUCCUCGAGGGUUCAGGGCAAACGCCACUUCGAUAUGUGUUUCUUGCGAAGACGAACCAAUGCUCUAUGAUUGGUUCUAUUUAGGAUUUGUGGCACUACUGGUAUUAUUAUUACAUUGGGUUUGCAUUGAUAUAAUAUCUAUGAGACGUACUAUACCAAAAAAAGUGUUUGCGUUACAUUUGUCUGCUCUAGUAGAAGUUGUUUCUGCAUCUGUGAUUACUUUACAAGUAACCGAUCCUGUAGGUAGUUUUUCAAUUAGAUCAUGUAGAAUUACAAAACUCUCAGACUGGUACACAUUGUUUCACAAUCCUAGCCCAAAUUAUGAAGAAACUCUGCAUUGUACACAGGAAGCUGUUUAUCCGUUGUACACAAUGGUGUUUAUUUUUUAUGCUUUAGGAACAGCUAUAAUGUUAAUAAUAAGGCCAAUUAUAGCCAAGAAAUUCUUACCAAAGAAAGGAAAAUUUACAAUUUAUGCUGCUCUUUAUUUCUAUCCCAUUUUAGCUUUAUUACAUGCAGUUGGCGGUGGUAUAAUAUAUUAUUCAUUCCCAUAUAUAACUAUAACACUGUCUAUACUAUUUAAUGCAGCACAUUUUUCAUUUAAAUUAAAUCAGUCAAUGAAAGCAUUGUUGUUGAGCUGUGUAUCAGAUAUAAAAAAUGUAAUAAUUAUUUUAAGUCAUUGGAUGUUAUAUGGAUACGGUUUAGUAGCUGCCGCAACUUUCCGAGAUCUCGGCAUUCAUCCAGCAUUGAUUGCUUUAGUUCCUUUACCUGCAUUGUUUUAUAUUAUUACUGUAAGAUUCACAGAUCCGCAUAAACUUCAUAUAGAAUAAAUACAAUUAUAAAACCUA